AUAUGAUGAUGAUAUAUCAUUCAUGGUAUAUGUAGCUCAAAACAGACGCGUUGAAUUUCUGUAAAAACUUAUAAGAAACAUUGGAAAAGCAAGAGCAAUGGUGAAUAAGAAAAAUGGUGGGUUUGUGAAGCUGAAAAUAGUGGUGAAGAGGCUACAGAAAAGUUUGAUCCCGGGAAAGAAAUGGGCGGCGUCGGGCGUGGCGGAGGACGUGAAGGAGGGGCACUUCGCGGUUAUGGCGGUGGAAGACGACGAGCUCAAGAGGUUCGUUCUACCCUUGAGUUUCUUGACUCAUCCGUCGUUCCUGCGCCUCUUGGAGCAGGCGGCGGACGAGUACGGCUUCGAUCACGACGGCGCGCUCACGGUGCCUUGCCGCCCCAGCGAGCUCGAGGGCAUCCUGGCCGACCAAUGGGGUGGAGGCUGUUAUGGGACCAUGGUUAAGAGCUUCUGAUUACCAUGCAGAUGCAGCAUUAUUUCUUUUCUUUUUUUACGGUAAAUAAUGGGAAUUGCGAUUUUGACCUAUUUUUGAACAAGUAUAUCUAUAUAUAUAUCCCUCAACAUCUCUUUCUAGACUCUAUUGGGGAGCAAUUGUCUUCUUUUUUAUGGAAAUUCGAAUCUCAUAUUCAUAUA
This is a messenger RNA of Salvia miltiorrhiza (redroot sage), 627 nucleotides long. Its product is annotated as auxin-induced protein 15A-like. Gene Ontology annotation, biological process: response to auxin. The transcript has a single exon. NCBI's taxonomy places the organism in Eukaryota, Viridiplantae, Streptophyta, Magnoliopsida, Lamiales, Lamiaceae. The coding region runs from base 98 to 448 and encodes 116 amino acids. The record is from RefSeq and is a predicted model, not a curated record.